UCCAUCGAGCAGGGAUUCAAAUCCCCCGCGUCGACGAUCCAGGAAUAUGGAAGAUCGAAGAGACACGAGGGCGAGCGGGUGGACGUCAAGGUUGAUCAUCACACACUAAAAAUUCUCUUUUCUUCUUGCGUUUGGAACAGCGGUAGCGGAAGCAGAAGGUCAUGAAUCGGAUCGGAAAAAGUAAGAAAAAGAAGAAGAAAAGAACCGGCAUGGAUCCAAACCGACGCCCGAGCGUAACAACGAACGAGGCCCAUCUCGCGUACUCAAAAAAAUCCCGCUGCCGACCCGCAAAAAUCCCAUAUUUUCCGUUUCUGGUUAACCAAUUUUUGGAUUAUUUGUUUGAAUUUUUGUCCUUCCAACCUUGUUCGGUUUAGUUGGUCUCCGCGUUUGGGAGGCUACUUUGAUUCCGAUUCGGGCGUGGGUUUCUAUAUAUGUACUUAUGAUGAUCUUUAAAAGGAGGUCCGAGUCUGGUAGGUUUUGUUUCGUCAUUUUUUUCGCUUUACUCUCCGGUUGCCCUUUUGUUGGUCGCCCAUUUUUUCAUCUGGGAAUCUGGGGGCCCGUCAAAUCGCUGGAACUUUUGCUAUUUCUGGUGGUCUCUGGAGACGAUUGAGCGGAAAGUUGGGAUUUUGGCGGGGAAUUUGCUUUGUUGGUCAAAGAAUUUAGGGUUUGUAGAUUUUGUUUGGGUUUCUUGGAUAAGAGAGUUGGAAUAGAACCGGUGCUUCUCCGUUUAUCCCACAUUCGGGUUCGAUUGGAAGUGGGUGCAGAAGGUAUUGGUUUUGAGAGGAAGCUGAGGUAGCUCGGUUGCUAUGCAUUUGAUGACAUAAAAGAAUGAUGCAUCAAACUCACGGUUUCUCGAAGCAAACUUGUAGACUCGUUGCUGUCUUAUGUGGGAAAUUUACUGGCAAAAGAAAUGAGGUAAAACGACAGCAUCCAUAUCCCUUUCCUGAGCUUGUUUCAUCAGGUCGCCUUGAGGUUCAUACACUUGUUAAUCCAUCAGUGGAUAGUUUCCGUGAAGCUCAGAAGUCACUGAAGCCGAAUAUCUUGUACUUUCAAGGGUCUGAACUUGAGAAUGAGGAAGAAAUAGGCACACUUGUUUGGGGGGACCUUGAUGUGUCCAAGCCCGAUAUGUUCAGUGCCCUCAUUGAUCCUCCAUUACCGACAACAGUUUAUCUGGAGGUCCCCAAUGGUGAAAAAAUCGCACAAGCACUACACUCAAAGGGGACUCCAUAUGUGAUAUACUGGAAGAAUGCAGUCUCAUCUUACACAGCUUCUCAUUUUCGCCAGGCAUUGCUGUCUGUUUUACAAAGUUCAUGUAGUCACACAUGGGAUGCUUUCCAACUUGCUCAUGCAUCUUUCCGCUUGUACUGUGUACGAAAUAACUAUGUUCUCCCAGAUAAUGGGCAAAAAGAAAGCAGCAAUCAUGGGCCACAGCUACUGGGAGAUGCUCCUAAAAUAAAUAUUGUUCUUCCAGAUAGAGCUGCAGAGGAGGGUGAAGAAACCUCAUCCGAUUCUCUUCCUGUGACAAAAAUUAAUGAUGGUGAUGUGGAUAUGAGGUUGCUCAUUUGCGGAUUACCUUGCACGCUGGAUGCAUGUUUACUGGGUUCUUUGGAAGACGGCAUUAAUGCCCUUUUAAACAUUGAAAUUCGUGGGAGUAAACUUAAUAAUCGAAUGAGUGUCGCACAUCCUCUUCAAGAUGGGCCACUUUCUGAUGCUGUUGUUACCAUGCGAUGUGAUCUCACAACUUGUAGUUCCACACACACUUCCAUCUUAGUGUCUGAUAGUGUGCAGUCAUGUCUUAAUGAUCAGGUAUUGGAAAACCACAUAAAAAAUGAACUUAUUGAGAAGAGUCAGCUAGUUCAUGCUAUUCCAGAUUGUGACCAAAACAAACCACCUCUGUAUGAAUCUCUGCCUUCAGUUUCUGUUGCUUGUGGGGCUUCUGCAUUUGAAGUCCGGAUGAAGGUUCCAUCUUGGGCUGUUCAGGUUUUGAAACAGCUAGCAUCUGAAGUCUCCUAUCGCAGCUUGGUCACUCUUGGCAUUGCGAGUAUACAGGGUAUUCCAGUUGCUUCUUUUGAGAAAGAAGAUGCUGAUCGCCUUCUUUUCUUAUGGAAUAGACAAAGGAAAGAAAUUAUCUUCCGACACGAAUUGUCUUCUCUGCCUCCUUUGUCUUCAUCUGUUGUUACAAAGAGGUCCAAGACUUUUUCCGAAGCUAAACCUAUUGCCUUUAGCCAAACCAUGAAGGAAAAUGGGAUUUUUCUUAAUGAUGUUGAGGAUGCCAAGAAGGAAGUUGUUUCACGUGAAGCAAUUCACAUACUCUCAUUUUCUGGUCGGAAAAGAUUGAAGGUUGCUACAAUGAAGCCUGUUCCAUGCUCUCGACAGCGGAUGUUGCCCUUAGGCAUUCAGGAUGAUGUGCCGACUGCAUCUUCCAAAAAGAAUAACACUAUCCGUGUUCCUUUGACACCUAGAACGUCAAUGUCAAGUUCUUUUCGUCCAAAACAGAAGAUUGUACCUCAGAAUCCUCUGCCACUGAAGAAACAUGGAUGUAAUAGAUCUUCGAUUCAAGUUUGCUCUGAAGUAGAGUUUCUUGAGGAUGUUAUGCAGUUUCUGGUCAUUAGAGGACAUAAUCGGCUUGUUCCCCAAGGAGGAAUAUCCAAGUUUCCCGAUGCUGUACUCAACGCAAAGCGCCUGGAUCUGUUCAACUUGUAUAGACAGGUAGUUUCAAGGGGAGGCUUCUAUGUUGGGAAUGGCAUAAACUGGAAAGGCCAGAUUUUCUCAAAGAUGCAAAACUAUACAGCUUCAAAUAAAAUGACUGGUGUUGGAAAUACAUUAAAAAAACAUUAUGAAAUGUAUCUUUUGGAAUAUGAACUAGCACACAAUGACGUAGACGGAGAAUGUUGCUUGUUGUGUCGCAGUAGUGCUCCUGGUGAUUGGGUGAGCUGUGGCUCCUGCAGCGAAUGGGCUCACCUUGGCUGUGAUCGACGUCAGGGUCUUGCUACUUUUAAGGAUUAUGCAAAGACAGAUGGGUUAGAAUAUAUCUGCCCAAACUGUAGUGUAAAUAACAGGAAGAUGAAGUCCCAGAAGGUGGCGAAGUGAUUUUCCGAUCCCUUAACUCUUCCACGGCACAUAUAUUUUUUUUUCCCUUUUUUUCUUGUGCAAGAGGGGAGCCCCAGUUUUAUCAGGGGUUAUAACAUGUAUUAAUUCCUAGUGGUGUUUGCCUAAGGCUAGGAGUCUGAUAUCUAGAUAAAAUACAUAGGGGAAAUGCAAAAAGGCAGUAGUUUCACCUCUUUGCUGAUGAACAUCAACUUCUUUUUUCUUAUCAUUUUUUCAUUGGAUGCAGUUUCAGAUCAAGUUAAAUGUCUUUUGGACAAAGAUGUGACAGAAAUGGAAGGAAAUUAUUUUCCUUCAAUUUUACUGUGGGAAGACCCUGUUUAUC
This is a messenger RNA of Musa acuminata subsp. malaccensis (wild Malaysian banana), 3430 nucleotides long. Its product is annotated as AT-rich interactive domain-containing protein 4-like. The record is from RefSeq and is a predicted model, not a curated record. Gene Ontology annotation, molecular function: DNA binding. NCBI's taxonomy places the organism in Eukaryota, Viridiplantae, Streptophyta, Magnoliopsida, Zingiberales, Musaceae.